CACACACAGAGAGAGAGAAAGAGAGCGCCACGAGCAAUGCAAUCCACACACACCAACCAUAAAAUAGCUACAUACACAAGUCAUGCCGGGGACUUGUUUGCGGGCUUCCCAACUCCAAACAGCCGCUUCCACCCCGCCACUGACGGCGAGAGAGUGCCCCCUCCCAUCUUCUCAAGUCGUGCCUUCCGUCGUGCCCUCCGUCGGUCGAGCAAGUCUGAUAUCUCCUCGCCGCUGAGGGUCUCGUUCUCCAGCAGAGCGUUGGCCAGCCGGUCCAGCUGACGACGAUUUUUCUUCAGAAUGCGCUCAGCCGUCCUGCAAAUGCACACAGAGAGACACAGAGGGAGAGAGAGGUGACACGGUGUGGAUGUCACCACUCUCUCUCUUGUCGUGACACUGACUGACUUUUUGGCGUCUUCGACGAGUCUCUUGACUUCCUGCUCGACCACUUUGUCGUGCGGGUCGAGGCCGGCAUGAGCCCUGCGGACCCCCCGGAUGCCGUAGUGCACGGGGCCAACCUUGUCGCUCAUGCCCCACUCCGACACCAUCUUGAUCGCCAUGCCUGUCGCCUGAUUGAUGAAUGCAAAAUGGAGCGAGAGAGGCCACACCAUAUGGACAUGCCAUGCACGUCUGUCUGGGUGGGGGGCGGGUGAGUGGACAUACCAUUUCGAAGUCAGAAGAUGCUCCCGUGGUGACGGCAUCCCUCCCAAAGACGAUCUCCUCUGCCACUCUGCCGGCCAUGGCGACGGCCAGUCUCGCCUCGCACUCUGACCUGCGGUAGUUGACCAAAUCCUCCUCGGGCAUCUGCUCCACGUACCCUGAUUAACCAACCGAUGGGAUGUCACGUCACACACGCACCAGACACGAGACACGUGCAUCCUUCUCCAGUCCAUCCAGUGUGCAGCCGUCUUGUGCAUCGCAUCAUACCGAGAGCUCCCCCUCUGGGCACGAUGGUUGCCUUGUGAAUGGGGUGUGCGUGUGGCUGCAGCUUGAAGGCCACCAGUGCGUGACCCGCCUCGUGGUACGCCGUCAAGCGCUUCUGGUUCUCCGUGAUGACUGCACACACAACACACACACACACACACACACAACAUAACACAACACAAUGAGAUCAAGAGGGGGGUGCCCGUGCCGGCUGGUGGGUCGUAGACGCCACGCACCCAUUGAUUUGCGUUGUGGUCCGAUGGAGAUCUUGUCCCGUGCGUUGAGAAGGUGUGUCAUGUUGACCACCUCGCUGCGAUCCCUCGCCGCCAGCAGCGCUCCCUCGUUGACCAAAUUCUCCAAAUCGGCCCCAGAGAAACCCACAGUCGCCUUGGCCACCGUGUGCAGGUUCAACUCGCUGCUAUUGUGCGGCACCUGAUGAGGUGAAAGACAGGAAGGCAUGGAUAAUAUGGAACAGCUGCUGUUGCUGGGCCACACGCUUUGUUUGGCCGGCAAUGCAUUCCAUUUACUUACCCGGUUCAUGUAUAUUUGGAGGAUUUGUUCGCGGCCCUUGAUGUCGGGCAGCGGCACAAAUAUAUGUCGGUCGAAGCGCCCCGGCCGCAGCAGGGCGGGAUCAAGGAUGUCCAGCCGAUUGGUUGCACCCAACACCACUAUGCCACGAGUGGAGUUGAACCCUACACACACAAGACAGACACAAGAGGCAGACACGCAUCGCAUCCAGAUCAGAUCAUGUGUGUGCUUGUGCUUCGCUGUUGUGUUUUUCUCUCACCGUCCAUUUCGGUGAGUAUCUGGUUGAGCGUUUGUGAGUACUCGCGGCCGCCCCCCGACAUCUCCGCCUCACGCCGGAAACCGAUGCUGUCGAUCUCGUCGAUAAACACAAUGCACGGCGCCUUCGACCUGACGAUGAACGAACACACGGACGCCCACGUGGGAUGGGCUGGUUGAAUGUGUUUGUUGCGUUACCGCACUCACCGCGCGUUGUUGAAGAGGUCUCUGACUCUCCUGGCGCCCUGCCCCACAUACAGCUCCACAAACUCAGACCCCGACGCCCACAGGAAGGGCGUGCCAGCCUCGUUGGCCACCGCACGAGCCUGACGUUCGCACGGUCACGGAUGGGUGGCCACCCAUGGCAUGGCAACAAGCACAUGUUGGUUGUUGAACGAGUGGAGUGGACAGAACGGCCAUAGUGGUGUGUGUUUUGUGUGUGUAGCUGAGCUGACCAGCUGUGUUUUGCCGGUGCCCGGUGGUCCGACCAGCAGGACGCCCUUGGGCAGCUUCGCGCCCAGCUUGGCGAACUUCAUGGGAUCUCGCAAAAACUCAACAACCUCGUGCAGCUCCUCCUUGGCCUCGUCAAUACCUGCAGACACACACAGAUUCUGCGGUUGAGUGCUUUCCAUGCCCGUGUCGCCGGUUACCGGCGAUGUCACUGAAUUUGACGCCCUGUGUGGUGGUGUUGGCCUUGAUGCCUGGGGCGGCGGGCAGAUACCGAUGGGGAGUGCCGCUCUGACCCGGGUCAUUUAUGUUCUUCGCAACCUGUCACACCACACCCAGUCAGUCACCCCGAGGCAGACAAAGGAGUCAAAUAAUGAUAUACCCGACACGACAGCACAGCAUCUGCCUGUCCUCUGUCUGUCUGUCUGUCCUUUGACCUUCAUGAAGAUCAUGGAGAUCAUGAAGGGGAAUAGGAGGAAUCCGAAGCAGGUGCCGAGGAGAAACAUGAGGAAGACCCCAAGCCAUAGCGGGAAGCUGCUCUCCUGUGCCGCACUCCCCUGCCGCUGACUGCUGGCAGACGCUGAUCUCCGUGCAGGGUGCGGGAUGAGCGGCCGCCGCUCCUGCUGCUGCUCCAUCGACGCUGGCAUGAUCUGUCUUGCAGCCACUUCGUUCACA
Molecule: messenger RNA, 2826 nt
Organism: Vitrella brassicaformis
Lineage: Eukaryota; Vitrellaceae
Source: the annotation of a GenBank genome assembly